CAUCCACAAAAAUAAUGAGUUAGAUCCGCGGAAUCUUUCAAGUUCUAGCAAUCCUCAUAUUAUAAAUAGAGCUGAUUGAAUCACACCCCAUAUCCAAUCGAAAAAAAUUGAUAACAUCACACAGCAUUAGUAUGUAUCAGCAACAAGGGUCAGAUCCAACAAAGCAAUCACCGGCAACCGGUUUUCCGGUGAGCUAUAGCAAUUCAACAACGUAUUCGACCAACGAGGCUUCCUACGCUCCAGUCCCACCUCCCCAGCCCAAACCUCUUGUCGAUUGGUCCACCGGCCUCUGUGACUGCUUCUCCGAAUGUGGAAACUGUUGCAUGACGUGUUGGUGUCCAUGUGUUACCUUUGGCCGAGUUGCAGAAAUUGUUGACAAGGGAUCCACAUCAUGUGGUGCUAGUGGGGCUCUGUAUACGCUGAUUUGCUGUGUCAUUGGCUGUGGCUGCCUAUACUCUUGCUUCUACCGCCCCAAGAUGAGACGACAGUAUGGUCUAAAGGGAAAUGGUUGUUCGGAUUGCUUGACUCAUUGCUUCUGCGAGCCCUGCGCCCUCUGUCAAGAAUAUCGUGAGCUUCAACACCGUGGAUUUGACAUGAUUAUUGGGUGGCAUGGAAAUGUCGAGCAACGAAGUCGGGGAGUAGCCAUGACUGCUACAACAGCUCCAUCAGUCGAAAAUGGCAUGAGCCGUUGAAUAGUAUGCAGUUCUGUAACUAAGACAAUGUGUCUACGAUGCUUGUGUUAAACAUGAAGAAUAAUAAUGUUUGAAGAAUGGUUCAUUCCUUUUUUUCGAUCCCCUUUUCAUAUUAAUAGUUGUCAUUUAAAUUAAUGUUAGACUACUUUUAUAAUAGAUGCGGUGUUACAACGUAUCUUUUUCUGUAUCCAAUUGUGGCAACGAGGAUACAAUAUAAGUUCUUAUGCAUUUAUCUUAACUUCCGCCGCUAGGCUGAUCGUAGUGGUUUACAAUGCAUCUAUUUAUAAAAUAAAAUAAAAGACAAUGGAUCUAUUUAUCCUUUCA
Messenger RNA from Glycine soja, 1016 nucleotides. Its product is annotated as protein PLANT CADMIUM RESISTANCE 2-like. The coding region runs from base 132 to 692 and encodes 186 amino acids. The record is from RefSeq and is a predicted model, not a curated record. The transcript is spliced from 4 exons. Lineage: Eukaryota; Viridiplantae; Streptophyta; Magnoliopsida; Fabales; Fabaceae.